Histoplasma mississippiense is the source of this 2184-nucleotide messenger RNA. RefSeq lists its product as hypothetical. Lineage: Eukaryota; Fungi; Ascomycota; Eurotiomycetes; Onygenales; Ajellomycetaceae. The coding region runs from base 1 to 2184 and encodes 727 amino acids. The transcript has 6 exons. The record is from RefSeq and is a predicted model, not a curated record. Gene Ontology annotation, cellular component: nucleus; HULC complex. Gene Ontology annotation, molecular function: ubiquitin protein ligase activity.
AUGCCGGCCGUCGAAGCGUCAACCGUCCCUUUAGCCGAAUCCGGCCUCGUCGUCAGAAUGGAAGAUCGGAAAAGACCUGCUGCUUACGAUCCAAAUGAAUCUACCCCUCCCUUGAAGAAACAGGCUACCUCGUUGAAUGGUGGUGCCAAGCCUCACCCAGACUCCGAUAUGCCCUGGAAAGAUGACCUGGAACGCUUUCAAAAAGAUGCCAUUUUGCGCCAGAUGCAAGAAUACAAACGCGAGAAGAGUUCGUUAGAAACGAGAUUAAAGGAAUUGACGAAAGCAACUGAAUAUCACAACGAUCAUCUUCGAAUAAUUGAUGCGUGGUUUAAACAGUUAAUUGAUGAGGUCAAAAUUAUACUCAAUUCGCCAGCUGACGAAAAUCAAGAUAAACAAUCUUUCCCUAGUGCAUUAUUUUUCGCAGACCAUGAAAACUUCGAAAAACAUUUACAAGCACGCUCCAAUGAUAUUAAAGCGACUAUUUCUAAGCUAUUUUCUCGCUCCGAAAAUGUUUCUGCUGAAGUCAUCGAUCUUCAAGGUCGGCUCGCCAAGAAGCUUGCAGAGGAAAAGGUCACAAUUGCGGAAUUAGAAAAGAGCCUUAUAGAUAAGCAACAGCUCGAAGAACGACUAGAUGCUGCGUCAUUAAGGUAUAUGGUUGCUGAAAAGAAAAUUGACCGGGCUAGAAGUAUGACUGUAGCGCGCUUGGAAAAACAAUAUAUCCUUGGAGCGCAAAGACCUAGCGGAGACAAUUCGGCGUAUAAGCGAGAAGAUAUCUCUUCUUCCAAUGGAGUUGGAGACCCGUCUGACAGAAUCACCGAACUGGAAGGGGCCCGCAAUAGAGCUGUUGCCAUAUCGGAUAAACAAAAGGAACAGCUAGAGAAAUUGGAAGCGGAGAAUUCCAAGAUGUUAACCCAAAUCACAGAGUUAAAUAUAAAAUUCUCGAAGCUAUCCGAUGAAGACUAUGCCCAUACGGACCUGUUCAAACAAUUAAAGUCACAGCAUGAGGACGUCAUCAAACGAAUAAACCAUCUCGAGGCAACCAAUGUGCAACUUCGUGAGGAAGCGGAGAAGCUGCAGGCGGAAAGGAAUGCAUAUCGAAUCCAAAUCGAAAAUGAGUCUCAAGCUGCGGUCGGAGAGAAAGAGGCCCAGCUCGCCAAAACAGAGUCAGAUCUAGCUCGGAUUCGAAAUGCUCGUGAUGAACUUCUUGCAGACCAACAGAUGAGAAAGGCUGCCCAGGAACAGGAGAGAACCUCUAUCUGCCAAACAAGGGAAUUACUCGAUGCAAAAGAAUCUCGAAUCAGCGCAUUGGAGUCUGAAAUACAACGUUUACAACUCCAGCUGGACGGAGUCAAGGAUGGCAGUCCUCGAAUCGAAGAUAUACCUUUGGAAGAACUAAGGGCCAAGUAUCAAACGCUAGAAAAGCAAUACGAAUUGUUAAACACCGAGCUAGCUUCUAUGCAAACUGCAUUUAGGAAAACAUCCAAAUUAGCUUCGCAAAAGAUCGCAGACCUCAAUAUCCUUGAAGAGAGGGUUCAGCGUUUGACAGCGGAGAAAUCAAAGGCGGAUCAAAAGUACUUUGCGGCAAUGAAGAGCAAAGAGGCCCGGGAUGCUGAACUUCGAUCCUUGCGAAUCCAAAAUAUGAAAAGCUCGGAUAUAGUCUCGCAGCUCAAAGACGCAGAAACGAUAACUCGCUCCUUGGUGUCCAACGUGGAGAAACAACUCGCCGAAACCAAAGAAACUCUCACAAACACUUUAUCGCAAUACCAUGGAGCUCGUCAACAACUCGCGGAAGCAGAUAUCGUCAUCCAAGGAUUAAAUUCACAAGUAACGGAGCUCAAGAAACAGAUCGUCGCCAAAGACUCUUCCCUCUCAUUGGCGACGAAUGCAUCCCGUAAAGCUGAGGCGGAAGUCGAGGGACUUAAAGCUACAUUAGCGGACACUAAGAAGAACCUGGAAUCGUGGAGGAAUAAAGGACUGGGCAAUUCUUCAACCGAAUAUGAAAUGUUGAGAUCACUUGCGUUAUGUACUGUCUGCCGAAGAAAUUUUAAAAACACCGUUAUCAAGACCUGCGGACAUGUCUUCUGCAAGGAAUGUGUGGAAGAGCGGCUGACAUCCCGGUCGAGGAAAUGCCCCAAUUGCAAUAAAUCAUUUGGAAGCAAUGACCACAUGCAUAUCACCCUUUAA